Molecule: messenger RNA, 1352 nt
Organism: Suricata suricatta (meerkat)
Lineage: Eukaryota; Metazoa; Chordata; Mammalia; Carnivora; Herpestidae
Gene: FAM3D
Product: family with sequence similarity 3 member D
Exons: 10
Coding region: 385-1059 (224 amino acids)
Source: RefSeq, a predicted model, not a curated record
CACUUGCUCUGGCUCUUGAUUAAAUGUCAAGGACUGAUCCAGCCCAACUGCUUCCUUGGUGGCCUCAAGCCUCCCGUCUCUUAUCUGGGUCCUUGGCGGUUGGGCUUUGGAGACCACGUCUGUUGAGAUAGAUUCUUAGGAUAAAGAAGAUUCUGGGGUGGGGAGGGGCAGGAAGAGUGGUGGGAGGUUAGAGUCCCUCCAGCGGGCUUCAGGGGUCAGAGACUUGGAACAGUUAACACACCCCUGCCCUCCCCUCCGCUCAGUCUCUAGAGACCUACGGAGUCUUCAACGCCGCCCAGUCACCAGUAACUGCCCAGCACUUGAGGGGUGGCACAGGGGAAAGGAGGCUGACACUGACCCCAAGCAACUCGUCACCUGGACAAGAUGAGAGUGUCAGGUGUGCUUCGCUUCCUGGCCCUUAUCUUUGCCCUGGUCACCACGUGGAUCUGUAUUCGCAGCUACAUCAGCUUAAACAUGAAAACUCUCCGUCUGCCCCGCUGGCUGACAGAUUUGGCCACCAAGGAGAUCCCGGUUGUGAGGACCAAGUGUGGCCUCACCAAGCCCUGCCCAAAAGAGUUCUUCGCCUUUAAAAUCAGCAGCGGGGCCGCCAACGUCGUGGGCCCCACCAUGUGCUUCGAAAACCAGGUGAUCAUGAGUCCUGUGAAAAACAACGUGGGCAGAGGCCUGAACAUUGCGCUGGUGAACGGAACCUCAGGAACGGUGCUAACACAGAAAUCUUUCGACAUGUACUCCGGAGACGUGAAGCUCCUGGUGAAAUUCCUUAAGGAAAUUCCAGAGGGCACGCUGGUGCUGGUGGCAUCCUAUGACGACCCAGGGACCAAAAUGAACGACGAGACCCGGAAGCUCCUCUCCAGCCUGGGCAGUUCGUACGCAAAGCAGCUGGGCUUCCGAGAUAGCUGGGUCUUCUUGGGGGCCAAAGACCUCAAGGACAAAAGCCCCUUUGAGCAGUUCUUAAAGAACAACCCAAGCAAAAACAAAUACGAUGGCUGGCCGGAGUUGCUGGAGCUGGAGGGCUGCGUUCCCCGGAAGAUCGUGUAGAGUGGCUGCGGACCAAAGAAGUUUCUGGGCUGCUCUAGGAGUCAGAACUGGCCGUAGCGACGAGGAGUCUGUGGAGACUGCUGGGGGGAUCCCCACGCACGGUGCACCUCCCCUGUUUGGAGGCAGACCCUUCUCAUGGGCUGAGGCAGCCCACCCGAGAUGGUCAGACUCAGGGAUCUUUCCAGAGCCUGUCUGCUCUGGAGAAAACAGGCUGGCUGUCACUCCCGAGGAAGGACAGACUGCCCAUACGUGUGGCACACAAGUAAAUUUAAUUUUUAUUGGUUUUGAAUGAA